CUGUAGCUUGACUGGAGGGUUUCUCUGCCUGGUGUGGGAUUCACAUCCUAACGCUCAUGUGGUAACAUCCAGCAUCGCUUGGCUCCCCCUGCACGCUGGCCUGAUUCCAGGGAUUUGAAGUAGACAAGAGAUACAGACAGAGAUAGAGAGUGCAUACACGCUGGAGAGAGAUAAGUAAGAGGAGGGGUAAAGAAAACUGUCGAAGAAGAACCAGUGGUUUAUCAACUGACUGAACACUACAAAUCCACUAACAUGGCAGCCAUGGAAGCACUCCAAUCCACAAGUGCCCUGCUAGAGCCUCAAACCCUCACCGAGAUCUCAGACGAUGAGGUCAACCUUCCACCCUCAGACGACGAAGACGAUGCCCUUGCCGCAGUCAAGAAAGAGCUCUCCAUCAUGGGUACGGAUGGGGACGCGGCGGAAGACAAGGACGACGCAGUGAAGCUGGACACACAGGUGAACGGGGUCAUGGUGCUGUCUUUGCUUGAUAAGAUCAUCGGGGCGGUGGACCAGAUCCAGCAGACCCAGAGCGGGCUGGAGGCCAGGCAGCAGGAGAUGGAGCGCUCGGUGACCAACAUUCAGGGCGAUCUGACCAAACUGUCCAAGAGUCACAGCACCACGUCUAACAGCGUGAAUAAGAUGAUGGAGAAAGUGCGCAAGGUCAGCAUCAACGUCAAGACGGUGCGGGCCACCCUGGAGAAGCAAGGAGGCCAGAUCAAGAAACUGGAGAGCAACGAGGCUGAGCUGCUCAAGAGACGCAACUUUAAAGUCAUGGUCUACCAGGAUGAAGUGAAGGUUCCCUCAAAACUAAGCAUCUCAAAAUCCAUGAAGGUUUCUGAGUCUGUGUCAGGAAGCAAAGGAGGCAGCCUACUGGAGCUCAAGGAAGCUGUGGAAGAGGAGGAGAGAGGAGACGGAGAGAAGGAAGACAAACCCCACAUAGACCUCUCAUCGGAUGAAGAGGGGGUGGAGAUUGAGGAGACCAUUGAGGAGUCCCGUGCAGAGCGCAUCAAGCGAAGCAGCCUUCAGCGCGUACAAACCCUGAAGACGGUCUUCUCAAAGGAGAAGAUGGAUAAGACCAGAGCAAAGACCAAAGAGAACCUGGAGAAGACAAAGCAGAAAACCAAGGAGAACCUGGAGAGGACAAGGCAGAAAACCAAGGAUAAUUUAGAGAAGACCAAGCAGAAGACCAGACAGAACCUGGAGAAGACACGUCACAACAUUGAGAAGAAGAUGGGGAAGCUCGGAACACGGAUGAGCGUCAACCCUGAGCACAAACAGAAGAUCCAGACAUCCCGCGACAAGGUGAAGAAGGCCUUCACGCCAGACCAUGUUGUUUACGCCCGGUCCAAGACUGCUGUGUACAAGGUGCCCCCCUUCACCUUCAAAGUCAGGAAAGUCCGCGAGGGCGCCGUUGAGGUGGUCCAAGGCACCGAGAUGGUGGAGGUGUCCCAGGAUGCUGAUCCCUUCAGUGGAGUGGAGGAUGAGGUUGAGGAGGGCGCAGUGGAGGUCGAGAUGGAGAUGAUGAAUGGAGGUGGAGAUGAGGAAGAGGCUGAGGAGGAUGAAGAGGACGACAGCCAUGAUGCUCUGCAAGAGAAUGAAGACAGAGAUAGAGACAGUGACUAGAUAAAGAAUAAGGAAUUUCCUAACAUAAUCCCUGAGGUUCUUUUGUAAAAAUUGAAUAAUUGUGGGGAUUGGGAAGAUUGCUACAGAGUAAUUAUGGUUGAUUACAACUUGGGUCUCAUUUUUUGUUAUCAUUUUGGCCAUUAUUCCUAUCAGUUAUGAUAACUUUGUACUGACAAGUCAUUGCUGAGAUCUGGGAACAUAGCCUCAUCGCUCCAAAUUUGACUGGUCAUUCAUACGAUCAUACAGGUGGUUAGCCAGCCAUCAUUUAGUCCAGAUGAUCUAAUCACCUUUAUUUGGACUUAACAUUUAAAAGGGAUGACCCAAACUGUCGGUCAUAAUCUUUCAUCAUACAGGAAAAUAGUGUGCAAAGUACUAGUGUAAAGUGUAUUGUAGGUCAAAGUUGAACCAGGAUGUUGGCAAUGUAACACCGUGUGUUUUCUCCUCCAAUUAAGUUUGUUGUUUCCAUCCCGUCUGAUAGCCGGACUGUUAGUGUCUCUCAACUCGUCAGACUACUUAAUAGCAAGGUCGCCUAUGGCUGGAUUAGCAACCAGGCAGAGCAGGCAACAGCCCCAGAAAUACACGAGGUGUGUCAACUGAUUUGUGCAAGUUUGCUUUGUUUGGGAAUAUACAAUAUCAAAGCUUCAGUGCAUCAUUCUUUUUACAUUAAAUGUCCCAUGGCAUGAAUAUUUCACUUUACUUUUUUAGUUUUUUUAACAUUAAUAUGAGUUCCCCCAGCCUGCCUAUGGUCCCCCAGUGGCUUGAACUGGCGCUAGGUGUAAACUGAGCCCUGGGUAUCCUGCUCUGCCUUUGAGGAAAUGAAAGCUCAGAUGGGUCAAUCUGGAAUGUUGCUCCUUAUGAAGUCAUAAGGGGCAAGGCUACCUCCCCUUUCUCUAUUUUGCCCGCCCAGAGAAUUUGGCCCAUCCAUGAGAGAGAGACAUCAUGGCUUUGAAAUUAACAAAGUGGCAGUUGGUCAAGCCGCCUCCUCCUUGCCCCCCCUUCUCAGAAAUGGCACAUACUAAGGAAAGCUCAUUGUGGGACUGGCUCUAGUGGCUGUAAUUCUGCACCAAGGCUGAUUUUUUUUUCAGAUACAGUAUUAGGGGACCACCAAGGUCUAUAUAAAAACAUCCAAGAGCACCAUGUCACGGGACCUUUAAUGAAUGCCUGUUACAUUCAAGCCAUUGACUUCAAGCCAUUUAGCCAAAUGACUAAAUGACAAAAUUAAUUGAGAGCUCUAUACAACUCUCUCUGUAUUUCUCAGGGUGGCUUUGUUUCGAAAAUUGUGUCGUUUGGCAACAUUCACGCAGAUACUCGAGUGAAGAUAAUGACCUCUUCCAUCAUGUUUUUUCAAUCCUCCGUGUCCUCCUUGGCUACUAGUAACUGUGUGGAGGAGGGGUGGGGUUGGUGCACGAUUACGGAAGGCUUGUGUCAUGUGGAUGCAACAACAGUGGUGUUGUCAUUACUUUAGUAUUUCUCAUGGGGGAGACAGAGACUCCGCACUCUAGCUUUAAAGCACACUAUCAACUGACAUGAUGACUGACUCAAGCUUGAUUUAGGGUGGUGCAGAUCUUUUGCCAUAGCCUACGUAAGUGGCCUGAAGUUUAUACUAGUGCGUUGGUAUAAAUCACGCUUUAUGGUAGGUCUGGCUUUAUUGAAUACUCAUGAGGCCCUGUCUUGAAGAGGGUCCCUAUAUACAAAUGACUCACAAGUAGUUUGAACACUGUCGCUUGUAGUGAGGAAUUAUCACCUGUCCCUGCAAUUCCCUGUGGAUCUAGGCAAAGGUUUUGCAUCUUCCAGUUCAUUGUUUAAUGGCCAAAACAUAACCAAAGAGCAAAGCCAGGGCCAGGUACAGUUGUAUUCUAGCGUAUAAAAACUGUAGCCUACACAUUGCACAGAGUUGGACCCUUAGCAGGUUAGCAUUCCCAGAUCUUCAGCCGAUAGGAAUGAUGGACAAAAAAAAGACCCAAGUUGCGAAUUCUUUUUAACAACUUAGGUUUUACUUUAUUCGACUACAGAUUGUGUGCUUAAAAGAAAAAUCAGAAAAGGCUUCAUUUAAAAGGGGCUUAAUGAAAAACCCAUCUUUGCAAUCACACUUCAAGGGUUGUAUACAGUCCAUUUGUAUUUGGAUAGUGUAGAUGAUCAUGACAUCUGAAAGAAGAAUAAAAUGGGAAGAGGCAACUGAAAAUAACACUAUUCUUGGUUGGGAAGGGUGGCGGUCCAAAAACUGACAUGAUCAAGAAAUUAUUAAAAGGGGACACCAUCAUUCCCAUUGUAAGAAAGUGUAAUUUGUCAUUUCCUUUCCUGUUUCACGUUUUGUUUUUAUUAAAACCACAACCACUGACAACUAGUGGGAUGAGCUAAUAAAAAUAAAUCAUCUCCUGUCACUGAUUCUUCAGUAGUAUUAGGAUAACAUAAAGAAAAUGAUCCCACAGACUGUAAAAAAGCAGAUUCCCAAAGGCCAAUUUUUUCAAAAACACAGUACAUAUUGGUGCUUAAAAUAUAUAAAUUCUUUCUGUAUUACAAACCACACAUGCAUAAUUAUUCCUUCCACCCCUUUUUGUUGUUCAGCUGUUUAAAUGCUGUUAAGUGUUAUGUUACUCUGCUAAAUUUACUCAUUUUUUUUAGAAGCACAGUGAUUUGCUUUGUAAUUUCUAGGUUUUGAUGAACUCACAUUUAGGUAUUUGUGUAUGAUUUUGUAUGUGACCACAAUUUACACUUGGCGGAUGUCAUCUUCUUUUCAUUACUGACAGAAUGUAGCUUAACUGCUGUAGUUUUAGCAAACCUUAUUGCAUGUUAUACUCUUACGCAACGUUUUACUGCCAAAGAAUAACCAUGAAAAUGAAGGUCUGCAAAAUCUGCACCAAAAAAAGAAAAGAAGAAGAAGGCAGAAACAGCUCAUCCAUAGGUCCAAUGCAUUUCCCUCACUAUUGGUAUCCACUUUCAUUAUCUUCUC
Messenger RNA from Etheostoma spectabile (orangethroat darter), 4573 nucleotides. RefSeq names its product caveolae-associated protein 1. The record is from RefSeq and is a predicted model, not a curated record. The coding region runs from base 253 to 1623 and encodes 456 amino acids. The transcript has 2 exons. Gene Ontology annotation, biological process: termination of RNA polymerase I transcription; transcription initiation at RNA polymerase I promoter. Gene Ontology annotation, cellular component: caveola; cytoplasm. Lineage: Eukaryota; Metazoa; Chordata; Actinopteri; Perciformes; Percidae. Gene Ontology annotation, molecular function: rRNA primary transcript binding.